CAGCUAACAGUUCCCCUGAUGUUUACUCACUUUGCUGUGUCUUUUAAUGAUGGCUUUUAAUGACCUACAUAUCGUGGCGGUUAAAAAGAAGAUAGAUGAAGUGAAGCACUUUCUAUCCAUAUCUUUAAGUAUCUCAAACGCACACACUGUGGACUUUUACACGCGGGGUGUUUGGAGCACGUUCAUCAGUGUCAGCCCAGAGGAUGUGUUGUGUGCCAUCAGUUCCACACAGGACAGCACGGGGGCGCUAGAAGAGAAGGAAAACACCACGUUUGGUUUCUGCAAUGCCUCCAAAAAACUGCUGGACAUAUCAGCCCUUCUGAGGGCAGCAAAAGCGCACUGUUUACCUGGUCUGGGUGUUUGUAUGCAGCUGGAGGAGCUCAUGCACAAUCUGAGACUGAUGUGUGGAGACACGGCAGCAGGACAGUCAUCAAAUAAGGUUCUUGCACCAGAUGAGUUCAUGAACUGGAAAAAGGCUCAUGAGGUGCAGUCGAUGUCUGAAGUUGUUGCAAGUUUAGCUAAAUGCUGCCGAGUCAAACAGGUGAUAGAUGUGGGUUCAGGAAAAGGCUACCUAUGCUCUUAUCUAUCAAUGCGGUAUAAUCUACAAGUAUUUGGGAUUGAUUCCUCUACCACCAACACACACGGAGCUCAAGAGAGGAAUAGGAAACUGAAGAAGUUCUCCAAAGCUUAUCAGCAGCACAGAUUUAUUGAGAAUAACUGUGUGCAGAGCAAUGAUGAGAGUAGAGAACACUACAAUGAAAGUGAUGGCAGCAAAAACUGUAUUACAAAACAAGGGGUUGAAGCACAAACUGAGAGCAGUGCUUUAUCGCAACAAGUCACUAGGGAUUUAUUAGCUUCAAAUAAUGCUGCAGAAUGUCCAUUAGACCCCAGUGAUUCAGAUUCAGGAAGCAGUUUCCUCAGUUUGCUGGCGCUGGACGUCAUUGAGGACGUCUCUCUUCGAGUUCAUCCCAGCAAGCUGAGUGCGGAAGAGAGGGAGAGGAGGAAGAGGGAGAAUCUGGAGAGGAAAGCCAGAGAAGGGAAGAGGAAAGACAGCAACAGCAGCCUGUUUUCACCUCUGACCUCGUAUGUGACUGCAGAAACUGAACUCAAGACGCUGAUCACAGAGCUGGAGAAUGCAGUUCUGGUUGGCCUGCACACGUGUGGAGAUUUGGCCUCCAGCUCCCUGCGGAUGUUCAGGGCCAAGCAGGAGCUGCGGGCAGUGUGUAGUGUGGGCUGCUGCUACCACCUGCUGUCUGAAGAGUUUGAUCAGGACAGACCGGGGUGUACCAGUGAUGGUGUGUGUGGUUUCCCUAUGAGUCAGUAUCUCAAAGAUCAGGCCUGUUUCUGUGGUCGAAAUGCCAGGAUGUCGGCGUGUCUCGCUCUGGAAAGAGUGUCUGCCGGAGGAGGGCUGCCGAUGGAGUCACUGUUUUAUCGGGCGGUUCUCCAUGUUAUUUUACAGGAUCACUACGAUUGCUUUAAAAGCGAGAAGCGUGUUGGGAAUGUCUACUCCAAAGCCACGUCGUUUGCGGACUACGUUAGACGAGCGCUUAGGAAGCUGGAUCUGGAUGAGUCCAAACUAUCUGAUGGCGACAUUCAAAGCUACCACGACCGCUACACUCCAAGGAUGAAUGAAAUGGUGGCUUUUAACAUGCUGAAAGUAACUCUGGCUCCCUGUAUAGAGGGUCUCAUCCUCCUGGAUAGACUUUGCUACUUGAAAGAGCAGGAGAACGUAUCUCAUGCUGCACUGGUUCAGCUCUUUGACCCUCUUCAGUCUCCAAGAUGUUAUGCAGUUGUUGGUAUAAAGAAAUCUACCGAUUGAAGAUCGAAGUUGGUGGUUUUGCAGAUUAGUGUGAAAUAUUGACUUAAUUUGAAUGUAUUAUUAGAACUUUCUUAUAUUUAUUUUGUAUUAUUAAUAAUUCUUUCAAAGGCUAAAUGAUUUUUUGGUCUAUUUUUCCAAACAUUACAAUAAAAAUGCUCUUUUAUUCCUAAUAAUAUUUUACAAAAAAAUAAAUCUUGCUAGUUCACAGUAAAUUAAAA
Messenger RNA from Danio rerio (zebrafish), 2037 nucleotides. It is a transcript of the gene mettl25, whose product is annotated as methyltransferase like 25. The record is from RefSeq and is marked provisional. NCBI's taxonomy places the organism in Eukaryota, Metazoa, Chordata, Actinopteri, Cypriniformes, Danionidae.